Pangasianodon hypophthalmus (striped catfish) is the source of this 3238-nucleotide messenger RNA. RefSeq names its product shisa like 1b (gene shisal1b). NCBI's taxonomy places the organism in Eukaryota, Metazoa, Chordata, Actinopteri, Siluriformes, Pangasiidae. The record is from RefSeq and is a predicted model, not a curated record. The transcript is spliced from 5 exons. Bases 404 to 1033 code for a protein of 209 amino acids.
GUAUUAGCUUUAUCUGCUUCUCACUCACUCACUCACUCACUCACAGUCGACUCUAAAGCACUUGGACUCUGAGGACUUGGCAGGCUGCUCUUUCACCUUCCUUUCUCCUGAAAGAAGUGCUCGUAUUAGCUUGCGCUUCAGGAGAACCCAGUGGUACCAAUCCAAUAAAUAAAUGGCACCCGAGACUGAGGAGCAACUGAGGACUAACUGACAGAGAGAGAGACGGAGAGAAGGAGAGAGGGAGAGAGGGAGAGACAGGAAGAGGGAUUCCCCUGCGUGUGGAGUAAACACGAGACAGGCUGGUGGCCUGUCAGAUUGCUGCAGCCAUGACAACAUCAGCUGGACACGAAACAUGAUGUCUGAGCUCAGCUGAAGCUGCCCAUCCUCCUCCGGCCAUCCUCUCAUGGGGGAGGACAAAAAGAUGAGUGUCAUUAGAUGUCGGUCCUUCAACCUUUUGGCCGUCAUCUUGCUCCUAUUUUCCUCUGCAGCUCUCUCGGCUCAUUUUCGGGUGUGUGAACCCUACACUGACCACAAGGGUCGGUAUCAUUUUGGAUUUCACUGUCCUCGCCUGUCAGACAACAAGACCUACAUGUUCUGCUGUCACCACAACAACACUGCCUUCAAGUACUGCUGCAAUGACACUGAGUUUCAAACCAUCAUGCAGGUCAACCUUACAACCACUUUGGAUGGGUUUUCACACAAUAACUACACAGCACUGGUUGGAGUGUGGAUUUAUGGCUUUUUCGUCAUGGUGCUGCUGGCACUGGACUUCCUCUACUACUCAGCCAUAAACUACGAAGUGUUCAGGGUGUACCUGGAGAAGUGGGGGCUAGGGGGACGCUGGCUGAAGCAAGCUCGCAGUCAAUGGCAAAGGCCUGAGCAGGAGGAGAGUCAGGGGCAGCUUUCUCAUCCUGGAGCUCCAGCAGGAUUAUCACACUACCAACAACCACACUAUCACUCCCAGCCCAGACACAGCCUGAAGCCAGAGGCCCAGAGUCCGACACACACUGCACACAACACAUCAAUCGCCUGAGAGAUGCCAGAUGAUGGGAGAACAUCUGAGAGGAAUGUGUAGAGGAAAAUAAAGUUUGUGCUUCAGUCCUUGGAGAGCAACCCUGUUGUUAGUGAAUGCUGGUUCAGGCAUGCCUCCCCUUCCAGCUGUCUCUCUUCCAGCACAGCCAUCUCUAAUCAUCUGUUCUUCUGUAUGGAUUUCCCAUCAGAACCACCCAGACAAACAUUAAAGAUUCACUGGAAUACUUGGUUCUUUCACAGAACCAAGUAGUUUAAGGAAAUACAUCAUAGCUUGGAUUGUAGGGAAAAGAUAUGAUGAUGAUGAUGAUGAUGAUGAUGAUGAUAUGAGACUGAACUGAACUUCAGGAGGAUCUAAGGAACUAUAUUAAAGUCUGUCCAGGAUAAUAAACAAUUGUUCUCGACUCAUGACCAACACAGUAUGCGUCAUAAGGGCAGGAGUGUUUAUGAACACCUUUAUGGAACACCUUUAUUUAAUAUAAAUAUAUUUGUAUUGUUCGCACAUUGUUUAUGACCUAAUCCUGCCUAAUUACUGUAAUUGUGUGGUGGUAGGAGCAUUUGUUUUUACAUUAUUUAUGCAUUUUAUUUAGGGAACAUUAUGAGGAAAGCCCUAUUAGGAGCCACUGAGAAAAUACCACUGCUGCAAAAACAGCUUACUGAACACUGCACAUGGUACAUGUACAUAUUGUACUUUAUGGUAGCUGCAGUGUUGGCUUUUUUUUAGUCUAGUAGAUCAGUACUGAAGUUGCAGUGAUUCCUGAUGAUAUUUUUUACUAUUUGACAUUCUGCAAAUCCAUACAGAAGAAUUUUUGGAAAAAAAGAUAUACUGUAAUAAAUACCCAAGGAUAUUUCACAGUACACUAUGAAAAUUUAAGUUUUUUUAAUGAUAUUUAAUUGUGAUGCAGCCAGAAAGCUUAAAUUUGAGAGAUUUUUAAUUCAUAGAUGGCAGAAGAUUUUUAUACCUUUCCAUAAAAUGAAACCAGGUGUGAUCAUAGAUGUUGGAGUCAUGUCAUUUAUGUCAAUUUUGUUCACUUUAAUUGUUAGAUUAGCUAGAUAGAUGGAGGUAUCUGAUGGAGGUCAUGCUUUCACAGUUAUUAAACUGUUUUUUUGCAUUUCUUUUGUAAUUUAUGUCUAGGAAAUUACUAAAUGAGUCAAAGUAGCAGCUUUCAUUUACAAUCCAUGUUUUAUCAGUGAAUCCAUCAGUAUGUGUACUUAGUACUGCCAGAUAAAUUACUUUAACACCUGACCUGAAUUAAAUAUAAAAUGUAUAAAAGUAUAAAAUAUAUCCCCAUCUAUGAGCAAUCCAGCAUGGUUACACUGUUUUAAAAACUGAAAUUGGUAUCACUUCUGAUUUUGCAUUAUUAAGAUGGAGUUGUAUAAUGAACAUGAAUACAAUAUACACUGCAACAUUAUGUAAAAAGAAAUAACGAGUCUCAUGAGAAAUGUGUGACUGAUUAGGUAAUGAUUGUAAUCCUGCAACCCAUAAUUUAGGUAAAUAAGCUUCAAUGUGGCCAUUAUAGCCAAAAUCCAGUUACUUGACUUCUAGAGUGGAACGGUAUCAUCUCAUGUUACACCUUGAUGUUCAUUGCAAUGAUUAGCUGGCUGGGAAUGCAGGAGGGAGAUGGACACAGAAUGAACAAUGGCAGAUAACAGGAAAGGGAUAGAGAAUUUCAAGCACAUCUGCAGCAGGAUGGUAAUUUAAUUGGAGAUGGGAGACAGUUCGUAAUUCGGUGUGGUCUAGUACACAGACUGCUAGGCUGAUUCAAUCUAUAAAUAUCAUUUACUGUUUGGAUUUGAAUUCAACAAACGUCAGGAUUUUUAAAGGAGUAUACCAGGGGCAAACAAGUCAUUAGACUAAUAUUAAAAAAAUUAUUGUCCUUGGUAGAGGGAACAGCCUCAUGUAGUUGUUUUUUUUUUUUUUUCAAGACAGCCUGUCUUGGCAACAGUUGCCUUAGUAACUCUAUACUUGUACACAGCAGCAGUGUAGCUACUGGUACCAUAAAGCAGGUUGUAUGGUGUUCCGCACACAUGCACACACCCACAUCCACCUACAAACAUGCAGGCAACAUGCCACACAUGUCUGUGAGCCUGUGUUUUGCUAUUAGGUAGACUGUACAGCCUCUAUUUCAAUUGUACUUGCAGUUGUCAACUUUGUACUGUCACAAAUGGGAAAAAUAAAGAUCUAUCUUUCCAGCUGUGUUCCUUGCUA